Molecule: messenger RNA, 1959 nt
Organism: Phytomonas sp. Hart1
Lineage: Eukaryota; Euglenozoa; Kinetoplastea; Trypanosomatida; Trypanosomatidae
Source: the annotation of a GenBank genome assembly
AUGACGAUCGACACCUUCACCCUCGAGAUCAUCGCGGAGAGCGGGCGGCGGCCGGACUGCGUCUACGCCGAGAAGAUCCUCCCGCUCCGCACGGACGCCCACAAGACGCUCUGCACGCUCAUCAUCUCCAACAUGCUCUGCAACGUCCUCGUCGUGCAGGAGUUCCGCGCGAUCAUCGCGGCGGGGGCAGGGCCCUCCCCGCAUCUCGCGGCCUCUGCGGAGGAGUACUGGACUCGGCUCUGGGAGUUCGCCGGGAGCACCUUCCUGGUCGUCGUGACCGAGAUCGUGCCGAUGUCGAUUUGUAAGUCAAAGUACUCCCUGCGCGUGGCCGCCUGGGGCGCGAUCUUCGUGCAAUUCGCGAUGAUCCUUACCUACCCGGUUUCGAUGCCGCUGGGGAAAUUCCUCGAUUGGGUGGUCGGGGGGAAAGAACGCGGGCAGAUAUACGACCGAAACGAGCUGCGGAGGCUGAUGGUUCUGCAAUACGAACGGAAAGGGAAUAAUAAAGGAGGGAUGUCAAAGGCGGAGCUCGAUUUGCUUCUCUCCGCGAUGGAUUUUCAGGAGUCGAAGGUGCUGGAUGUCAUGCAGCCUUUAGAUAAGAUCACGUAUAUCCACAAAAAUAACUUGGUGACUCCGGAUUUUAUCUCACAAAUUUGGCUCUCCGGGCGCUCGCGCGUUCCGGUGAUGUCGGAAAAAGGCACUUUUGACAGCGUCCUCGUCGUGAAAGAUCUCCUGACGGCGAAUAUCAACCCCGAGGGGCAACCGACGCGCGUGGCGGAGAUCGUGAAGGAAAGAAACCGAUCACUGGUGAUAGUGAGGUCAAGCACGCCGUUGCCGACGAUGCUGCGGAUCUUUCAGGAUCUCAAAACGCACAUGGCGCUGGUCUUCCCCGCCAAGGACUUCUCUAGCAUCGAGGCGGCCACCAAACACAUGGAUAAAGCCAUUGGCCUGGUCACGAUGGAAGACGUCGUCGAGAAGCUUUUGAACGAGGAAAUCUACGACGAGUACGAUCGAUACGGCGUGGGAGACGCCUCCUUCGGGGCGAUUACCAAUCCUUCCUCUUCGGUGCCAAUGUUGGCGUCUGUGUUAGAAAAGGAGCCGCAGAGCGCGCCGCAGGUUCCUGCAGAGUUCCCGCGCGUUAAUUUCUACUCCUAUUUUACCCAUCCCGAGGCCGAAAUCGCCUUAACCAAGGAGCAAGUAUGGGCGGUGGCUUUUUUUCUUCACCGAACGAUCCCAUCGUUUAUUAUGUGGGAUGUGGGGCGUAUCAAAUUACUUCUUGACGAUUGUCAGGAUCAACAGCUCGUACCGUCUUCGUACUUUACACAAGGAGUAAUCACCUGCCGCUCGAGCAUUGUCGGGAAAGAGGCGCUUGAAGGGAGCGAAAUUAUGAACGAAUCCUUAAAAUCUCCGAACGAAAGUUUUUUAUCGUGCGAUAGACGAACCUUCAACAGUAAUAGUAAUCUUCCCCGGCAAACAACCACUAGUCAUUCCCAAUUUUUGAGAAGAGCGGAAGAGGAUAAGUUUAUUUUAUAUAAGAAAGAUGUGCACUCGACAAACUUUACCUUAGUAUUGGGAGGGCAGGUGGAGCUGCUCGUUGGGGAUCAGAUCUUUAGCACACGAAUUUACUCCUUCUGCCAUCUUGCUGAGGAAGCCCUUAGUUCCUCACCUUUUAUUUCAGAUUUUAGCGCAAUUGUUGUUCGACCUGCACGGAUUUAUUCAAUAUCAAAAGAAUUAUACAACAAACACGCUUCUCAUCAACUCACUAGACAACCAAUGAUAUCGAAUGAAUCCAUCAAUGACUCCAAUCGUCCGAGAAGCCUCUUAAAACCGUUUCCUUUCCCAACCAACCACACGCUUUUGGAAGGUUCGAAAGCAAAAAAAGGUCUCUUUUCCAACUCUUCUGGAUCCUUGGGGAAUAACAUAAUUUCCGAUCAAAAGGCAUAUGGCACAUUUAACAAAUAA